UAUAGUUAGGUCACUGCCACACUGCACGCUAGCUAGAGCUAGCUCACCGAAGCUAGGCCAGCAGGCAGGCGGCGGAUCCAUGGAGGCUGGUAAGGACGCCGGUGGCGGCGGCACCAAGUACCGCGGCGUCCGGAAGCGGCCGUGGGGCAAGUUUGCCGCCGAGAUCCGCGACGCGGAGCGCGGUGGGGCUAGGGUCUGGCUCGGCACGUUCGACACGGCCGAGGAGGCGGCGCGGGCGUACGACCGGGCGGCGUUCGCCCAGCGCGGCGCCACGGCUGUGCUCAACUUCCCUGGCGAGAUCGCUGGGGCUGCCGGCAGCGGCAGGGGCGGCGGGUCGUCGUCGUCGUCGUCUGCCCCCGCCGCCACUGCCUCGUCGAGGGGGGCGGCGGGGAGGGGCCGCGCCGGGGACGACGGGGAGAAGAUUGAGCUGGAGUACCUGGACGACAAGGUCCUUGAGGACCUCCUCGACGACGGCAAGUACGGCCGUCACUGAGAGGCGUGCGUACGUCUACGACUCUACGUGCACGUCUCCGAUGUGCUUGCAUGCUGCAUGCAGUGCAGUGCAGGGCGAGCAUAUGACGAGGAAAUGACCUAAACAAGUACUACAUGCAUAUAAUAAUAAUAAUCUGCAAAAUGGACCACAUACCACUACAAACUACUAGUAUAUAUAAACAAUAUACAUGCAUGGGGUGAGCACCAUCUCAUUAUACAUGGUCGUUAUAUACUAAAUUAAAAAAAAUAAAAUGCUUCCAUCUGGUGCUCAAUAAUAACAAAGUCUGCAUUGCAUUGGAUAGACGUGUGUAUACGCACGCCAUGCAUGCAUAAAAAGGGGGUUUUAGCCUGAUGGCCGUGCAUUAUAUAUGCAUGUACGACGUCUACAUGGAACAAUGGUGAAUAAUGCACGCGCGAGCCAUGCAUAUUUGCUGGUCGACGAAUGUAAUGCAUGGAGUCUGCAGUUACCAAUGUGCGCAACACAAUGUAUGGCAAAACAAACAUUAUU
Messenger RNA from Zea mays, 1000 nucleotides. RefSeq names its product ethylene-responsive transcription factor ERF096. Gene Ontology annotation, biological process: regulation of DNA-templated transcription; ethylene-activated signaling pathway. Lineage: Eukaryota; Viridiplantae; Streptophyta; Magnoliopsida; Poales; Poaceae. The transcript has a single exon. Gene Ontology annotation, molecular function: DNA binding; DNA-binding transcription factor activity. The record is from RefSeq and is a predicted model, not a curated record. Bases 80 to 493 code for a protein of 137 amino acids.